This is a messenger RNA of Pseudoliparis swirei, 3492 nucleotides long. RefSeq names its product Na(+)/H(+) exchange regulatory cofactor NHE-RF2. Gene Ontology annotation, biological process: protein localization to plasma membrane. The record is from RefSeq and is a predicted model, not a curated record. The transcript is spliced from 6 exons. Gene Ontology annotation, cellular component: apical plasma membrane. NCBI's taxonomy places the organism in Eukaryota, Metazoa, Chordata, Actinopteri, Perciformes, Liparidae. Bases 488 to 1636 code for a protein of 382 amino acids. Gene Ontology annotation, molecular function: protein-membrane adaptor activity; signaling receptor binding.
GCUAACACUGCGCCGUCUAUAUCAAACCUGCAUGCACAUCGUCCGAGCAGUUGUUAUGGAUAAAAGUGGAGAAAGAGGAGAGCGCGCGGUGAUCUGCUCGACUCAAACAGUACGUCUGCAGUCAGAUCGGUGAUGCUCCUCUGGAGGUUCUGAAGUCGGUGCGCGCUUCGACGCAUCGGUGUUGGAGUCGCCAGCAGUGCGCUUCAGCUGGACACGAGACCUGGAGGACUGGUUACAUCAUUUUCUUAAAGUUUGCAGCUUUUUCUUGCAUUUUUUAAAAAACUGUGGAUCGUCUGUUUUAAGUGCACUCGGGCUAGUUUGCAUUGGAAUUUCAUCUUUCUUUAUUCACAAGUGGGGACAGCGUGGGCAUCGGACAGACAUGUUUCCUCUCCGUGGAAGUUUAGCCCCGCGCCCGCUCUCCUAAACGCUCAUCCGUGCAUUUUAAUCAUUACACUUUAUCUGAACACUCCUGGAGGCUGAACACGAAAUGGCCAGCGCGCGGAAACCGCGGCUUUGUGUCAUGACAAAGGCAGACAGCGGGUAUGGAUUUCACUUGCACGGCGAGAAAGGAAAGACCGGACAAUUCAUCCGCAAAGUGGAGAGCGGCUCCCCUGCAGAAGCGGCGGGGCUGCACGCCGGGGACCGUGUGGUGGAAGUGAAUGGGGUCAACGUGGAGAAAGAGACACACCACCAGGUGGUACAGCGGAUCAAAGCCCUGGACAACGAGACCCGGUUGCUGGUGGUGGACCAGGAGACACAUGAAGGUCUGCGCAGCCUCCGCCUCACAGCCACAGAGGAGAUGGCCGUCCUCAUGGUCGGGCAUCCAUCCUCCUCCUCCUCCUCCCCUCCCCCAGCCUCCCCCACACCGCCCCCGUCGUCAGUCCCGUCCUCCCCCAGCAAGAAGCGGGAGAACGGCUCGGUGUCCAAGCAGCCGGUCACGCUGAGAGGCCAGGUGCAGAAGCCCACCAGGAGGUCACCGUCGAAGGCCACGAAGAAGGAGGCUCUCUCCCAGGCUGAAGCCGAGGCCGAAUCCGAGUCACGGCCCCCAGCCGCCCCGUCCGAGCUCACUCCGCGUCUGUGCCACCUGAUGCGCUCUGACGCGGGCUACGGCUUCAACCUCCACAGUGACCGAUCCAGGCCCGGACAGUACAUCCGCUCCCUGGACCCAGGAUCCACCGCGGACCACGCCGGGCUCCGGCCACAAGACCGGCUGAUAGAGGUAAAUGGCGUGAGCAUCGAGGGUAUGCGGCAUGCAGAGGUGGUGGCCUUCAUAAAGAAAGGGGGAGAUGAGACCUGGCUGUUGGUGGUGGACCCGGAAACAGACGAGCACUUCAAGAGGAGAGGGAUCGUCAGCCAUCUCAGAGACAAUGACGAUCCGUCCAUAUCCAACGGCUCCCCCAACCCUCAGAUCAACGGCAGCUCCUUCAGGUCCACACACUCCGACCUCAGCAGCCAGGGCAACAGCACACAGCUGGCGGACGAUGACGGCGGCCGGCUGAUGGACCCUUUCGCUGAGAUGGGCCUGAGUUUGAGCGCUACGGCCGCAGAAGAAAAGUUAAAGGUCCAUGCCAAAGAAAAGAAGAAGGCGCCGCAGAUGGACUGGAUGAAGAAAUAUGAGCUGUUCAGCAACUUCUGAGACCCCCCUCACGACUUCCCCAAGGACACAACAAACACCGGGAAUGUGAGCUCUCUGUCGCCCCCUGCGAGGACGAGGAAGGACCAAUAUCCCCCCCCCCCAUACAACAGAAUAUUUUUUUUCCUGGAAUUAAAUGUGACAAAAGAAAAAAGUUGUACUCUGGAUUUAACAUUUAACAGCUUAUUUUCCCUCUUGAAAGCGCGACAUGAAGAAAGUGCUUUCUGACUGCAAAAACUGUGAAUACUUUGCGAAAACCACACUGUUCAGAAGGAGGAGCGUCUUUAAAAGCAUCAUGGACAUUUACCCAAAUCCUCUCUACAUUAACCUUCCUAUUCUCCCUACGUAAGAGACUUGUAUCAAACAAAUGAGGGAGACAAUUAUUUUUAUAUUUAAAAAGUAUAAACAACUAUUUAAAAAAAAAACAGUAUCCCAUCAUCAUGGACUGCAUUUAAAGAGUUUUUAUGGACACUAUGACAUUAAUGAUUGUGGGAGUUUUGGCCCAUCAGUCAGAGGAAUUCCAAAGUUGGCAGAAGAUCACUGUGAAAGAGUUGAGACCCUCCACCUCCAGCCCUCGAGAUAAUAAUCCCCCACAAAGAGAAGGAUGUCUGCCUGCACUGGUUGUGUGUGAUGUCUCCGACAUGGAACUGUACUUUUACAUUGAGUUCAUUAACUAAUCAUCAGAUCAGCUUUAUUUAAAGAAUAGUUCAUGUCACUUGUUAUUUAGCACUCUUGAUAAUGCAUCACUAGUAACCUCUUCUCCGAAAGUCCAGCGUAACGAGAGAUGUAUUGGUGAAGAGAACAUGAAAACCUGAAGGUUGAAGAAAGGAAGGAGUUCUCAUGAUGGCGGAGGCUUGAAGUGUACAGCAGAGGGCAAACUUGCACCACAAAUAGAGGGGGACCGUAACUAAACAGAGUAGAUGUUUAUCCUGGCUGGUUUUGUUGGGGUUGUGUCCGACAACUUCUAGGUUAGGAACAGUAACUUCCACUGGUUGCCUGGCAACAGCUCAGGGCCAAGACACAGUCCUGCACAAAAUUGCGAAGCGAUUUUAACUUUUGUUUUGUUGUUGUGCGGAUUAAACAAACAGGAUACAACAUGUUCGUGAGUGAGCUUUAGAGGUGCCACGGCUAGCUGUUUGCCCCUGAGUCUCGACUUUCUGCGAAGCUAAGCUAACCAGCUGCUACAUAUUUAGCAUACAGCUAACCGGCUAUUCGUGGUCGCUUCAUAUGUAUGACGCAGACACGAGCAUGAUGGCAAUCUUCUCGUCUGACUUUCACCAAAUGGGAGCAUUUCCCCAAAAUGUCGUAGGCCUACCAUUUCGUUAAUUAAAUAUGGGCCCGGUUCCAGGAAAGAAAGCAGCAGAUAUUAUGUUGGAGUGAAAGGGUGUGAUCAACAUGAGUGAGAGGGAGUGGAGGAGAGGCUACACGGUGAGGUCAGAGAUGCUCUGGAGGAUCUACUGAAAGAGUCUGGGAGCCAGGGAGCUUACUGUGGAUUACUACACACAGGGACAGCUGUCAGACACAUAUUUGGAGCACAGUGUGUGUGUCUGUGGGGAAGGUAUACGUGUCGUAAUCCAGGCAGUGUUGAUCAAAUACAUUACAACAAGAGGGAUUGCAAGUUGGAGAGACAUUUACGUGGACAUCUUGUCUUUGUUUUGUUCCCAUAAAUUCUGCCAGCCCGAGUGUCUUGAUUCAUCUGUACGUCCGUCUGUGAGCAGUCGGGCUCACUCUGUUUGUUCUGUCGCAACAAAAAAAUCCUCUGUGUUACCAUGGCUGAUGUAUAUACAGUAUAAGUAUACAGUAUAUAUGGCAGGUUGCAUUUUUUUCAAUAAAGUGUGACAAUGGCGUUUUUGAAUACA